This is a messenger RNA of Biomphalaria glabrata, 2511 nucleotides long. RefSeq lists its product as uncharacterized. The coding region runs from base 36 to 1046 and encodes 336 amino acids. Lineage: Eukaryota; Metazoa; Mollusca; Gastropoda; Planorbidae. The record is from RefSeq and is a predicted model, not a curated record. The transcript is spliced from 2 exons.
CAGUAACACAGUAGUAGUCACAUUAAUAAACAAAAAUGUCAACAAGUCUUGAUCUUCCUUGUGGAUACCAUGAGACCUGUGUAUUGGAAGAUUUAGAAAUGGAUCUUAAUACUAUGGAUAAAGUUUGCUCUAAGAAUCCAGGACAUAAAGACUUUAAAUCCUUAGAAGCGUUCAGCAUAGAUAAUUUGCCCGAAAGCCAUCGUGACGAGGAUGUCUUGAAGCUGAUCAAGGCAGUCGGAGAUCUAACAGUGAGAUUAGCUGUAGAUGAAGUCGAUCCACUUAGACCAGAACUCAGGCCUGGCCCCGAUAUCAAAUAUCCUUCAUAUAGUGACGGCGUUAGGAAAAAGAGAAGGGCUGGAACUGGUGAGAUGUUCAUCUAUAAACAUGAAAACGGACAGGAAAUCGAUGCAAGCGGCCGAGGCUACAAAAGUCUUCUUGGGCGCACCGCUGACACCACGGACGUUCUUUGUCCUUGUAAGAAAUGUGAAAAUUCUGAAGCUGCGAGUAACGAGUGGUGGGAAAUCUUUAUUGACACUGCAUCUCAUCUGGUUCGAGACGACCAUGAGGCUAGUGCAACUUCGUGUCGAUUAUUUUACGACAACAAAGAUAGCGAGGUGGUCACUCUAAGUAACUUUAGUUUAGAUUUUGUGAAUGUUGAAAGAGAUGUUUGCGUUCUGAGAUGCGUGACGUGUGAUGAUCUCGGAAAACGUCUGUACAAGGCUCAACUUGAGUGGAGAAAAGUCUGGAAUAGCGUGAAGGAUAAAUUUCAGAGCAAAGUGGGAGACAGAAUAGCGUUCAUUGUGUCCCAUCCACAUGGAUGCCCUAAACAGGUCAGCGUGGGUCAGUGGCUAGAAAACACCAAAUUUUGUGAGGUGGAUAGAGAGUAUGAUUUCACAAGGCUGAGCUAUGACACCUGCACGUGCCCAGGAAGUAGCGGCGCCUCUGUGUAUUGUGUAGGGUUUGGUGGGGGCCACGUUCACUCAGGCACUAAGGGCACUGGAAGUAACGUUAACUUCAGCAAUGUUAGUUAUUACAGGAAACAAUAACUAAUUACAAAGCUUUUAUCAUUUCGCUUUUAUCUGUCUGACUAGUAAAAUUUUGUACACGUUAUUUCUUAAAAAACCCAUUCUUGGAUCAAGUUGAAACUUUACAAAAUUAUUCAUUAGCAAAGAGAAGACGUUUGAUACCAACAAGGACAAGACACAAAAUAGAGCAGUGAGAUUCAUAGCAAACGAAUAUUCACAUUUGACCAGAGUAAAAUCACUAAAUUUAGAAAGCCUUCAGGACAGAAGACUCAAAAGUAAAGUAGCAAUUAUACAUAAAACAUUAAACCAUAAUCUUCAAAUACAAAAUUUAAUAAAAUACUCAGAAAGACAAAAAGAUAAAGGCACAUUCCUCAUCCCAAAAGCUAGGACAAAUUUGUACAAAUACUCCUUCUUCCCUAGUGCUAUUAUUGAACCAUAAUCUUCAAAUACAAAAUUUAAUAAAAUACUCAGAAAGACAAAAAGAUAAAGGCACAUUCCUCAUCCCAAAUGCUAGGACAAAUUUGUACAAAUACUCCUUCUUCCCUAGUGCUAUUAGAGCAUGGAAUGGGUUGCCUGACCUAGCCAGGAAAACCAGUGACUUGGUAGAAUUUAAGUCAUUGGUUAAUAUGCAUGACUGAAUGCAUGACGCGUAGGACGUAAUCAUCUUCUUUUUUUAAGUAACGUCUAUAUUACAUAAGAUAGGAAAAUUAAUCCUUCAGUAUUGACAGAAAUGGCUAAAUUUGUAGGGUUUCGUCAACUUAGAUAAUUGAAUACUUAUUUCUCCCACACCCAUUCACAGAUCAAGUUAAAACUUUAAAACAAAUUUUUUUGUACCUAAAAAAAAACAUUACUGGUAAUCGAUUUUUUAUAUAUAUAUUUUGCUUAUUAUAUAUAUAUAUAUAUAUAUAUAUUUGUGUAUAUAUAUGUGUAUAUAUUUGUGUAUAUAUCGUAAUGAUAUGGUAAUAAUAAUAAUGCUUGUCGUCCUGUUCGAAGAUUAGUGAGGAAAGCAGUAUUUCCCGUGGCUGCGCAGCCCCAGCUGUAACCUACAUAUUUUGCCACAUCCAGUGCAAGCAUUACCAUUGUCCACAGGUGGUCGAUUCAAAUUUUCUUUUAGCCGACAGAAUCUGUCCCCCGGCACCCGGCAGCGGAUUUUAUAUAUAUAUAUAUUGCAAAAUGCACAAUUAUAUCCAGGUGUUUACAUGUUUUCAUUCAAAUGUUUAAUGCUUUCUUGAUAUUGAAAUCAUUUUGGAAUAUGUAACAACAUAAUGUUACUCCAUUGCAUAGAGAAUUUUUCAAUAUUUACAUUUACUAUUAUAUCAUGAGUUCCAAUAAACAUAGUUCAAAAGUCAAAAGGUAUAUUCAAUGUUUAAGUCUAUAGUUUUCUAGGUACUUUGUUUAAGUAUUGAUUUCAAAAUAUUUCAUACAUUUUUCAGCAAACACUUUAGCAGCAGAAUCGGCUCAAAGUUACUUAAAAAAUCCAAUUUGG